AGACAGUUUCCGGCUUUCAAACGGAAGCCGGAAGGGUGUCGGGGAUUCCCUCUUCAGUUUCUGCUCCUCUUCCCCCAGCUUCUCACAGGUACUGAUGCAGAAUCCUCAGAGCCAAUCCUGUGAGAUGUUUCGUUUGAAUCAGAGAUAGAAGAACCAGUCGCAGAUAGUAACAGGAAUUCAUGCACCUCACAGAAGAUGGAGACAUUCAGAGACAAGACUGUAGAUGAGCUGAAGGAGCUGCAGGAAAAUUCAGAAGAGAUUGAGCGAUUGGCAAUAGAGUCUAGUGAGGUCCAGGAUGUACAGCUGGAAAGGGAGAUGGCUCUGGCCACAAAUCGUAGCCUGGCGGAGCGGAACUUGAAGUUCCAAGAGCCUCUAGAAACAGGACGUGCAAACCUCUCUGACAAAUAUAGGGAACUGCAAAAGCUGGUGGAGCGAUGCCAGGAGCAGAAGGAAAAAUUGGAAAAAUUCUCAACGGGAAUACAGCCUGAUACUCUGUUAAAUCUUCUGCAGGUGGAAGGGCAGAAAAUCGAAGAAGAAUCUGAGACAAUGGCUGAAAAGUUCCUGGAGGGCGAAGUGUCUCUGGAUACAUUCCUUGAGCAGUUUUCCUCCAUGAGGAAGUUAUCCCAUCUACGGCGGGUGAAAGUGGAGAAGCUUCAGGAAGUGCUGAGGAAACCUCGGUCAUCACAAGAGCCAGUAAACAACCACCAGCCUCCUUCGAACAUACCUUCUGGGCCUGUAACUCAGCAGCCGCAGAGUAGCUCAGCUGGGGGACCGCCCUUUCCUUUACCUUACAGUCUAUCCCCUUGCAUGCCUAGUGGCCCUUCAUCUUAUGGAGCUCUCCAACCAGCUUCAUUUGCAGGAACACCUGUUUUGGUGGGACAUGUUGCUUCCUCUCAACCAAGUAUCCAACCCCCAUUUCCUUAUAAAUCACCCCCAGGUCCUAGAUACCCAUCUGUGUCUUCUGGUGGCUCAGUACCCCAGUCUCAGGUAGGAGAUGCAUCUCCAUACCCUGGAUAUUCUUGGUCUCCAUCCAGAGCACCUCCUUCUGGAUCAGGAUACCCACAGCCCACUCAUGGGGCUCCAUCUACAAGGCCAGGGUUCCCUCAGCCUCCAUAUUUUCAACCAGUGGGCAGGCCACAGUGCCCCUAUCCUACUCAGCCUCCAGUGCCUACCUUCCCUGUUCCUUCCCAGGCUCCAUAUCCCACAGGCCCAAGUCCGUCCUUUGGCUAUCCACCACCACCUCAGCCACCUCGGGGCCCUUGGUCAGGAUACUAGUCAGGAUUUCCAGUCAGUAUUCUUUUAUAUAGUAACCUGAGAAAUUGAUUCUUGCUAGCUAAUGAGGCCGAACCUGCAAACUUGGAAGUGUCAUCCUGAGGGACCUACUUGUGUAAGCAUUAUAUUGAAGGCAUGUGUGGGUUAAUGGUGUAAGAGUUGAGAAGGAACGUCUCCCUUGGGAAAGUUCCAUUCAUGAGUAUCGGCAGGCACUGAUUGAGCAACACCUUAAUGGCCAGGGAUUCGACCAAACAGUCAGUUCAAGCCAUAGUAUAAAAUUCAAAUAUAGACCCAGACUCUUAGUUGAGCUAUACAGGCAUUGUUCCGAUUAAGCUGCUUGAGACAUAGUUAUUCACAACAGCUUGGAUCUGAUCCUGUGUGUGUUUGUGUGUGCACAACUGUGUGUGUGUGUAGUUUUCUACUUUAAUAUAUUAGAAUAUAAAUAUAUAUAUAUAUAAAGAAUUCUAUACACUUAUUUUACACAGAACCCACGACAAGGAGAAAUCUGUCAAGUAUUUCUGACGUAAAACACAUGCUUUCUAGGGAAGGAAGGAAUAUAUGAUAUCUCUUGGCACUAAGGGAAUACUAGGAAAUAAAUUAAAGGCAUAGCUCAGUCUUUGACAUGCUUCAGGAGUGGUGGUAUAUCAGAUAACACAACAGAGAAACAAGCCCUGCAUCACAACUUCUCCCAGUUCCAACCAAAACCUUCCAGGGGGCCACAUGCCAGGAGUAGGCAGGGCAAGUACCCCACACUCUUUCAGUAGCAGUCCAUUCAUUCUUUCAGUCCUUUCCCGGCUCUGUUGCAUUUCUUUCUCUCUUCACUCCUCUUUCAUCUCCCCACCCCUCCUUGCUGCCUCUGCCCAGCACUUGGGAUUAAAUAGAGCUCCCAUGAGCACGAGUAGAACCUUUUUAAAAUCCUAAUUGCUGCAUACAGAGAUAAACUUGGGAGGGGGCAGGCACUGUGCAUAGGAGCAUUAACACUUUCCUCCCCAGCUGUACUCACCUAAAUCACACACACCCAACAUAGACUUUAAAACCCUCCAGUGGUAACAGCGGAGGCUUUUUUAAAAGCCUGCUUGCUGUGCAGGGCACAAUUUUGCAAGAGGUCACAAUCUGCAGGGAAGGAUAGCCCUCCCCUCCCUAGCAGAAACCCCUUUGCAUGCUCCCCAAUGUGGCAGUUGGGCUUUUUAGGGUGCAAUCCUAUGUGUGUUUAGACAGAAAAAAGUCCUACAACUCCCAGCAUUCCCCAGCCAGCCAUGCAUAGGAUUGCUCCCUUAAAAGGAUUGUGCCUUUAAAAGCCUAACUGCUGUAUGGGUGUGUGAGUGGAGAGGCCGCAGGCUGGAUGGGGAGGCCCUGCGGGCCAUAGCUUCCCCACCACUGCCAUAGUGGUUAGCUAUCUUCCCUGUUCCUCUUGUCCAGUGUGUUGCCAUCAUUUCUAGCUUUCCUGUGGUUUAUUUCCUCUAUAUUCUCCCCUCUGGUUGUGUUAGGUAUAUGGAAGAGGUGAACUGUUUCAAGGUGGGCCAGAAAGUCUGACUUAUAAAAGUCAAAUCACUAUGCAUUUUCAUAUUUGGGAAUAAUGGACAAAAUGCUAGCGUCCCUAUUUCCAAUGGGCUGUGUGGUGUGCUUCACUGAAUCUUGUAGGCAUUUGCUGCUGCUGACAUAUCCAGCUCCAUUUCUCUGUUAAUCUCUGAGUGUAACAGAGGAUUGGAUAAGGAAGGCUUCUCCCUACUCUUUGUUCACUGUCCCACUUCCUUCUUUUGACAAGAAGAAACACUGGCUACCAACAGAGAGAACGGAGCGGAUCUAAUGGAAAUCAAAAUGGCUUUGCUCAGCACUUUACCCUCUUGCUUGCCCGUAAUUUAUUUAUUUUUUAAAAAUGGACUACUAAUAGAUUUGACCAGGUUGAAUGCUUUUGGAAUUUGAUGGAAGCAAUUUCGUAUCUGUGAGUAAUUAUGGUAAUAAAACUUGAUGAAUUGCACACAGGCUUAUGAUUAUGACUUCUGGAAAUGAAGCUGUGGCUGUUAUUUGAUAUGGAUUCUUUUUCUUACUUGCUAACAUCUUCCCUUUGAUGUCUCCUAGUUUGUGUCAAUAAGGCCCUUCACAGUUCAUCUCACACAGUCAUAGGCUCUUAAUACCAUAUGGCAUUUCCUCUUGUCUUUACCCCACUUAAGUGAUCUAUCUGUGCAUCUAUCCUCCUCCCCAUAGACCAGUAAACUUAACCCUUCUUCGCAUCCUUCAACACCAUGUUUCCUCUAUCUUAUGCAUUAUAAUUUCCAUAUUCCAUCUGCCCUUAUUGUUUUCAGCAAUUGUUUUGAUCAUCCUUUAUCAUUGACUUUAUGUUCUGUAAUUAAGUAAUUACCCUGUCUAUACUAUUUAACUUGUUAAUGCCUAGUACCCCAACUUUGAUCUAACCCAAUAUAUGAUAACCUAACACUAGACCUGAAGAAAGGCCACAGUAGUGGAAAUAUGUUUUGCCC
Molecule: messenger RNA, 3749 nt
Organism: Elgaria multicarinata webbii
Lineage: Eukaryota; Metazoa; Chordata; Lepidosauria; Squamata; Anguidae
Gene: VPS37C
Product: VPS37C subunit of ESCRT-I
Exons: 6
Coding region: 196-1275 (359 amino acids)
Biological process (GO): ubiquitin-dependent protein catabolic process via the multivesicular body sorting pathway; protein targeting to vacuole; protein targeting to membrane
Cellular component (GO): ESCRT I complex
Source: RefSeq, a predicted model, not a curated record